Messenger RNA from Lottia gigantea (owl limpet), 366 nucleotides. RefSeq lists its product as hypothetical. Lineage: Eukaryota; Metazoa; Mollusca; Gastropoda; Lottiidae. The transcript has 2 exons. Gene Ontology annotation, biological process: regulation of transcription by RNA polymerase II. The record is from RefSeq and is a predicted model, not a curated record. The annotation marks the transcript as partial. Gene Ontology annotation, molecular function: RNA polymerase II cis-regulatory region sequence-specific DNA binding; DNA-binding transcription factor activity, RNA polymerase II-specific. Gene Ontology annotation, cellular component: nucleus.
AUGAUCGACCCAUCAGAGAAUCUGGAGGAGUAUAUGGAAGUGUCCAAGUCAGAAACAUCCAAGCUGGAACAACUAGUGAAGAAUAUAGAACAGAAGAUUACUGAUCCUAACCAGUGUUUGAUCUGUCAACGAGUUCUCAGCUGUAAAUCUGCUCUUCAGAUGCACUACAGAAUCCAUACUGGCGAAAGACCAUUUAAAUGUAAAAUCUGCAGUCGAUCCUUCACCACCAAGGGCAACCUGAAGACUCACAUGGGAGUCCACAGAGCGAAACCACCAUUGAGGAUGAUGCAUCAGUGUCCAGUAUGCCACAAACAGUUCACCAAUCUUCUAGUCCUUCAACAACACAUCAGGAUGCAUACCGGGGAA